Odontomachus brunneus is the source of this 2028-nucleotide messenger RNA. RefSeq names its product phenylalanine--tRNA ligase beta subunit (gene beta-PheRS). Gene Ontology annotation, biological process: phenylalanyl-tRNA aminoacylation. Gene Ontology annotation, molecular function: RNA binding; phenylalanine-tRNA ligase activity; magnesium ion binding. The record is from RefSeq and is a predicted model, not a curated record. The transcript has 13 exons. NCBI's taxonomy places the organism in Eukaryota, Metazoa, Arthropoda, Insecta, Hymenoptera, Formicidae. Bases 204 to 1976 code for a protein of 590 amino acids. Gene Ontology annotation, cellular component: phenylalanine-tRNA ligase complex; cytoplasm.
AAGUUUUUCUGUGUGCCUCCAGCUUUACCUCGUGUGUGCAUUAGAAAAAUAAAAGGUCAACUCACGUAAAAUUCAGUAGAAAGUUUUGAAAUAAUAAUUAAAGGUCAAUUAUACCAACUUCUUAAUAAAUAGUAAAAAGUUAACAGGAUAUUUUAAUCAAAAAUUCAAAGUACUAAAUUUUUUACGCUACAACUACUUUCAAGAUGCCAACAAUUGGGAUAAAACGUGAUUUAUUAUUCCAAGCAUUGGGCAGAACAUAUUCGGAUAAUGAGUUUGAAGAUCUAUGUUUCCAGUUUGGCUUAGAAUUGGAUGAAGUGACAACAGAGAAACAGAUGAUAGCAAAAGAACAAGGUUGUGAGCAAGAUAUAGAUCCAUCAGAAGAGAUUAUUUACAAGAUUGAUAUUCCUGCUAACAGAUAUGAUCUCUUAUGCUUGGAAAGUUUGAGUAUUGGAUUACUUAUAUUUUUAAACAAGAUAUCUUUGCCUUAUUACAAGGCAAUAAAACCAAAAAAAGAAUUAGAAGAAAUAGUAAUGAGUGCAGAAUGCUUAAAAAUAAGAAGCCACAUAGUUGCUGCAGUGUUGCGUGAUAUUACUUUAACACAAGAUUCUUAUAAUAGCUUCAUUGAUCUACAAGAUAAGCUUCAUCAAAAUAUAGGAAGGAAGCGUAGUUUAGUUUCUAUCGGUACUCAUGAUUUAGAUACAAUUAAGGGCCCAUUUUUGUAUGAUGCUAAACCACCAUCAGAAAUAUGUUUUAAACCACUAAAUCAACAUAAAGAAUAUACUGGAGAAGAAAUCAUGCAAUUAUAUGCAACACAUAACCAACUCAAACAAUAUUUGCCCAUUAUAAAAGACAGUCCUGUUUAUCCAGUGGUGUAUGAUAGCAAUGGAAUUGUUUUAUCUCUCCCUCCUAUCAUCAAUGGAGAUCAUUCAAAAAUUACACUCAACACAAAAAACAUCUUUAUUGAAUGCACCGCUACUGAUCUCACUAAGGCAAGAGUAGUGCUGGACACCAUAGUCUGUGCUUUCAGUCAGUAUUGCAGCACAAAACAUACAGCUGAAACUGUGAAAGUAAUAUAUCCCAAUAAACAAACCUUCUAUUAUCCAGACUUGAAAUAUCGCACGGAAGAAAUCGAGUGUAGUAAAGCAACCAAUUAUAUUGGCAUUAAACAGACACCAGAACAGGUUGCAACAUUAUUGUCGAGGAUGUCUUUGAAAUCUACUGUGAAAGAUGAUGAUAAAUUGGAAGUGCAGAUACCACCCACGAGACACGAUGUAAUACAUUGGUGUGAUAUUUAUGAAGACAUUGCCAUAGCCUAUGGAUACAACGAGAUAAAAAAAACCAUACCGUACAUGUCGACGAUCGCUGCGGAGGUUCCACUCAACAAACUCACUGAUCAUAUACGUAUAGAACUAGCACAAGCUGGAUUCACAGAAGCGCUAACUUUUUCUCUGUGUUCGCGUGACGAUCUGGCUGAUAAGUUGGGUCAUAAAAUAGAAAAUAUACCAGCGGUACACGUAUCCAACCCAAAAACAUUGGAGUUCCAGGUUGUACGUACUUCUCUUUUACCGGGAUUACUUAAAACGAUAGCCUCGAAUAAGAAAAUGCCCCUGCCUCAUAAACUGUUUGAAGUUUCCGACGUGGUGCUGCGAGAUGACACAACGGAAGUUGGCGCGUAUAACACUCGUCGUUUAUGCGCAGUAUACGCUAACAAAUCAGCCGGUUUUGAAAUAAUUCAUGGGUUAGUCGAUAGAGUGUUAACAUUACUAGAAAUACCAUGGAGUGCUAAUAAAGAUGAAAAUGGAUAUUAUCUGCGCGCAGCUAAUGAUCCAACAUACUUUCCUCAACGAUGUGCAGAAAUUAUUUGUUGUGGUGAAGUAAUAGGAAAACUGGGUGUUUUACAUCCCGAUGUGCUUUCGAAGUUUGAACUAAAUAUUCCAUGUUCUUCAAUGGAAAUAAAUAUUGAAAAAUUUCUUUAGUCGAAAUGGAAAUACUAUGCAAAUAAUCAUUAUAUUGAGAUAAAAAUUUAAA